Camelina sativa (false flax) is the source of this 872-nucleotide messenger RNA. RefSeq lists its product as uncharacterized. NCBI's taxonomy places the organism in Eukaryota, Viridiplantae, Streptophyta, Magnoliopsida, Brassicales, Brassicaceae. The record is from RefSeq and is a predicted model, not a curated record.
UAUCCAAUUCUAAGCACACUCGUUCUAUUUAUUUAUUUCUUAUGCAACAGAUUCAUCAUAGAAGCUUCAAUUCUAUUAAUUACUUCCUUGAUCGCUCAUAGUUUGCUUUUGGAACAACAAACGUUAGUAUCAAGAUCAUACACAAUCUGAGGAAUGUCAAACGUCAAGAGCAUGAUGUGCACAACCUUAACAAGGUCAAUGCCAGCCAUUGCCUUCUUUGGGAGAAUGGCAUUUGCCUUUGUCUUUCUCAUUUCUGCUAUCCAAGAGUAUGCUGAUCAUUUUGGCGACGGCGGGCCACUCGAGAAGACGGUUGGACCAGCGGUGAACGCGAUGACCAAAUACGGUUCUAAGGCUCUCACGUUUUACACUGGAAUGCAAGUGGUCGCGUUCGACGUUCGACUUCUUGAAUUCUCACUCAUAAGUGCAAAAGCAACUGCAGCUUUAUGUUUCAUCUUUGGACAAACCAUGCCAGCUUACUUCUUGCUUGUAACACAAAUGCUCUCAACUGUUGUUCCUUUCCCUACCAACUUAAAUGACUUCACUCAGAACUUGACGUUGAUCGGUGCGUUACUCUAUUACAUUGGAUUGAAGUAUACUAUCGACAACCUUGACGAGACAGAGAAGAACAAGGAGAAGGAGACAGAGGAAGAUGAUGAGGCCUCAACUUCGAAAGCCAAAGCAAAAGCAAACUGAAAGUGUCAACUUCACAAACUCUAUUCUUUCUUUUUUAUUUCGGUAGUUCCCAUUAUGUCUCUUUCCUUUUAUUUUUUCUUUAAUCAGACAGACGACUAUUAAUUUGAGCUUAUGGUUACUGUGAAAAUAUAUGACUUUAAUUUAAAUCCAAUGUGUUUGUCUAGUAUUAUGUAUCCCGG